Phyllostomus hastatus (greater spear-nosed bat) is the source of this 5024-nucleotide messenger RNA. RefSeq names its product WD repeat domain 72 (gene WDR72). The record is from RefSeq and is a predicted model, not a curated record. Gene Ontology annotation, cellular component: cytoplasm. Gene Ontology annotation, biological process: protein localization to plasma membrane. NCBI's taxonomy places the organism in Eukaryota, Metazoa, Chordata, Mammalia, Chiroptera, Phyllostomidae. Gene Ontology annotation, molecular function: protein binding. The transcript has 20 exons. Bases 184 to 3492 code for a protein of 1102 amino acids.
GGCAGUCCCACCGUCCACUGUCAGGCUGCUGGGCCUCGGCUGCUCGGCUGCACUGCAGGUGCCCCCGGUCUCGGCUAAGGCUUCUGGUCCCAAGCGGUGGGUCUUCCGGCUGGGCUGCCGCUCUCAGAGCCCCUGCUGGCGGGUGUUUGGAUACUGGGGCGGGGAAAGAAGGAUUCUCUCAACAUGAGGUCCUCCCUGCAGGCAGUCGUGCUCUGGGGAAAGAAGGCCCCCUCCCACAGCAUCACUGCCAUCAUGAUCACUGAUGACCAGGCAACAAUUGUGACUGGAAGUCAAGAGGGUCAGCUCUGUCUCUGGAGUCUCUCACCUGAACUAAAGAUUUCAGCAAAAGAAAUUCUGUUUGGUCAUUCAGCUUCAGUAACGUGUUUGGCCAGAGCGAGGGACUUCUCUAAACAACCCUAUGUUGUUAGUGCUGCUGAAAAUGGGGAGAUGUGUGUUUGGAAUGUCACCAACGGACAGUGCGUGGAGAAGGCCAGACUUCCUUACAGACACACUGCAAUCUGUUAUUACCACUGCUCCUUCCGGAUGACAGGAGAAGGCUGGCUUCUGUGCUGUGGAGAAUAUCAAGACAUUGUUAUAAUUGACGCCAAAACCUUGGCUCUUGUUCACACCUUCACGUCAUCUCAGUCUCCUGAUUGGAUCAACUGCAUGUGCAUUGUUCACUCCAUGAGAAUUCAAGAAGAUGCUCUCUUGGCGGUAUCAGUGGCUGGUGAGCUCAAAGUGUGGGACCUCUCUUCAUCUAUCAACAGCAUUCAGGAAAAGCAAGAUGUCUAUGAAAAGGAAUCCAAAUUUCUUGACUCCCUGAACUGCCGGACAAUACGAUUUUGCACAUACACGGAGCGACUUCUAUUGGUGGUAUUUUCUAGGUGUUGGAAGGUUUAUGAUUACUGUGAUUUUUCCCUUCUGCGGAUGGAGGUCAGUAGAACUGGGCAGUUCUUUGCUGGUGGAGAGGUGCUGGCUGCUCACAGAAUCAUCAUCUGGACAGAAGACGGUCACAGUUACAUCUAUCAGCUGCUGAACAGUGGGCUUUCAAAAAGCACAUACCCUGCUGAUGGAAGAGUGCUUAAAGAGACCAUUUAUCCUCACUUACUGUGCUCUGCUUCUGUGCAGGAAAGUAAGAGCCUUCCCUUUGUUAUGGGCUAUAUGAAUGAAAGGAAAGAGCCUUUUUAUAAGGUACUUUUCUCCGGAGAAGUAUCAGGCAGAAUUACUCUGUGGCACAUACCAGAUGUUCCUGUAUCCAAGUUUGAUGGCUCUCCUAGAGAGAUACCAAUAACUACCACCUGGACCCUUCAAGAUAAUUUUGAUAAGCAUCAUAUUAUGUCACAAAGUAUUAUCGACUACUUCUCUGGGUUUAAAGACGGAGCUGGAGCUGCGGUAGUCACUUCAUCAGAGUAUGUUCCAAGUCUUGAUAAACUAGUGUGUGGCUGCGAAGAUGGGACGAUUUUCAUUACACAGGCUUUGAAUGCUGCCAAAGCAGGACUUCUAGAGGGCGGCUCUUUGUUAAAAGAUUCCAUUCCUUACAAAGUUCUUAAAGGCCACCACCAAAGUGUUAUUUCAUUACUUUAUCCACAUGGUCUCUCCUCAAAAUUAGACCAAAGUUGGCUGGUGUCUGGGGACCAGGACUCAUGUGUCAUCAUGUGGGAUAUCUUUACUGAAAAUAUUUUGCAUAAAUUCUUUUUGGAAGCUGGUCCAGUAACAAGUCUUUUGAUGUCACCAGAGAACAUCAGGCUCAGAAGUAACCAGGUAAUUUUCUGUGUGUGUGGUGACCAUUCAGUGGCUCUCCUUCACCUUGAGGAGAAGAGGUUUCUCUUUUGUGCCCGGAAGCACCUUUUCCCCGUGAGGAUAAUAAGAUGGCACCCUGUUGAGAAUUUUUUAAUAGUUGGGUGUGCAGAUGAGUCUGUUUACAUCUGGGAGACUGAAACAGGUACUUUGGAAAGACAUGAGACAGGAGAAAGAGCAAGAAUUAUUCUUAAUUCUUGUGAUGGUUCACAGUUUCUAAAGCCCGAAGCUGUACUUUCAGUUGCCUCAGAAACCCAUAAGCACAAAAGUGUGGAACAGAGAUCCUCCAGCUCCUACCAGUUUGGGCCAAUACCUUGCCCUCCUCUGCAGGUGGAGUCCUCAUGUAAGGUUGCUGAUGCCAAGUCUUUCUCAGGUCCUUUUAAUGUCUUGUCUGUGAAGACAACAGGGAGUAACAUUGGCUUUCAUAUUCUUCUAUUUGACUUGGAAAAUCUUGUUGAACUUCUGCUGUCAAUGUCAAUCUGUGAUAGUGACCCUUCAAAUUCAUUUUAUGGUAGUGAGAUGCUGAGAAGAGCCAAAAGUACAGGGGAGAAGAAAACACUGACGCUGAAAAGAAAUAAAACUGCCUGUGGUCCCCUCUCAGCAGAGGCACAAGCCAAGCCUGUUAGUGAAACCCCAGCCCAAGGAGAUAAUUCCAUCAUAGUUUUAGAAGAAAAUGAUGGCAUUAAAAGGCAGAAGAAAAUGAAGAGCUCCAAAAAGACACGCCCUACAUCAUCAAGAAAAUUUGAUGCCAACCUCAUCAUAGAUGCAGCCAAAUUGCUCCUCUCCUGCCUCUUGCCAUGGGGAGUGGAUAAAGAAUUAGAUAAUCUCUGCAUUAAGCAUCUCAAUAUUUCGAAGCUUCAGGGUCCAGUUUCUUUAGGACUUGCCUCAAAUGAAGAUCACUUCUCGUUGAUGCUGCCAGGCUGGGAUUUAUGCAAUGUGGAAAUGAAAAAUGACUAUUCAAAAGGAAAUUUAUUUUCCAGGAAAGUUUUGGACUUGUCAAAUAAGUAUGCAUCCACUCUUUCAAGUCAGGCCCAGAUGCCAAGAGGACUGGGAAAUAAUUGUGAUUCUUUGCAUGAGGCAAACACUAUAGUCUAUUUAUUGAGAAGAUUAUUUUUAGUCAACAAAUUAGUUAACAUGCCUGUAGAAUUGGAGUAUGGAAUUGAUAGCUCUUUCAAAAUGGAAUCCAUGCACAACAAAGUGAAAAGUCCUGGGAAUGAUAUUCUGCAUAUUUCAAGCUUCUACAGUUACUUACGGAAUGGUAAGAAUGAAUCCCAUAUACCUGAAGCUGACAGUUCACUUUUGAAACUAAUUUCCUGUUGGAGAGACCAGUCUGUGCAGGUAACUGAAGCAAUACAAGCUGUCCUUUUGGUGGAAGUUCAACAGCACAUGAAGACCUUGAGAAAGACACCAAUCAACAAUCAACCUGGGUCCAUGACUGAAACAGAUAACUAUCAGGUGAUACAGACGCGGCCAAAGAUGGAAUGGACCGAGGAGCUGGAGUUACAGUGCAUUACAGACAGUUUGCCACUGCACACUUCAGCCAGUCUGGUCAAGCAUGACAGCAACUCAGACUCGGCAAACUUCCAAGACACUGAGGACAUGCCUGACAGAUGUGUCCUGAAAGAGUCUGAGAGUCCAGGUGAGCCAAGGCAUCAUUCAUGGAUAGCAAAGAUGUGCUUCUGCAAGCUGUGCUAAAGGAAAUCUCAUCUAUAGGAAUUGGAUUUGGGUGAAUUAAGAAACACAUCAUUUGUUUAUUGUGUGUAUGCUGUGUGAGCAUUGAUCAAGAUAUUAGGUUGUAGUAGAUUUGCUAAUACUUUAACCAAAGUAUAUUGAAAGUGUAAUUACUGAUAGAAAUUAUCCAAAUUUAUCUAAUUUUAGAAAAUCAUUGUAUAAAUCAUCAUAUAUUCAUUCCUGUUUCUUACUUUUAUUUUAAUCUUUUCAACAAGGAAUCCUAGCCCACAGACAUAAAUUUAAUACCAUUUUAGGUUUUCUUCCAUCUUUUCAGUUCCUGAAUUAUAUAAUAAGCAGCAUUAAAACCACAUUGCUUUUAAACAGUGUAACACACAAUGCUUUUAAAAUGUAAUGUUGCUUCAAUGUAUUUAAUCUAAAACUUUACCAAAUUUGUUUGAUUUGUUAGGUUAAAACAUUUGUUUUAGUAGAUGCUUUAAUUCAGAUCAAUCACCCUGCAGUAAAUCUAAUCCCUAAGGAUGAAAUGUUGUCAACAAAUAGCCAGUUCCAUUUAGUCAUCAGUUAGCCCAAAUAAGUGAUACAUAGUAAAAUAGGGACUGAUCUCAUGCAGUUAAGUUUCAGAUUUCUAACAACAUAGAAGCUUGUGCCUUUAGCUAAAGGUUGAUCUUGUUGGUCAUAUAGAGGUGAAUUAGGGAAGAAGACUCUAUUUCUAGCAUAUCAUAAUUGAUCCUUAUGAAGUAUGCACUCUUAUAGUUCUUUUCUCAGAAAGAAGCUUGACUAGCAGGAAUUCUUAAACUAAAAUAUGCGAAGCAAUGUAAAUAGGAACAGACAUAAAGUGCUCAUCUAUUAUGGUCCUUAGUGAGCUGAUGUAUUUGCUGUGAUUUAUAUUGUAUAUUAUUCCCCUUUCAAAGAAGCAUAAAAAUAAGUUUAAACCAUUGCCAAAUUUAACACUUACUAAGGUCUAAGGAAACCAAUACUGAAAACUCGAUAAAUAUUUUAUGAUGUCACUAGUUAUAGGAAAUGAUAACUGACAUAAUCCUGACAUUACUAACUGAGAUUUUAAAGAUUUUUGGCAUCAUUUUGUAGUUGCUAAUAUCAAUAAUUAAUAUUACAUGGCUAAUUAAAACAUUUUAUCAAUAGGAAGUUUGGAAGCCAACACCAUUAAUGAUAAAUAAUUUUAAUUCCUAAAACUGAGAAUUUUAGAGAUUCACAUUUAAGAUAAUAUUCCCUAAUAUCCAUGUGUAAUUUGUUUUUUAAACAAGUCUAGUUUCUUUAAAAUGAUUUUCUUAUAUUGACUUAUGUUCAGCACUUCAGUAAUUUCUGUUGUAAGAAAAACUUGAAAUAGCAAGUUGUCAGACAAUUAAUUGGAUCAACCACGUGGUGACCCUAACCACAACUAGACACUCACAACUUGAUUACAUGUCUGUGCUUUUGGAUGGCCUGGCCUUCAGUAACAUGUGGAGGAACUGUGUCAGUGAGCAAACAUGUUUGUCUCCAGAGUCUUCCUUGUCAUUGUAAUAAAUGAUUCAUUAAAAAUA